Molecule: messenger RNA, 549 nt
Organism: Emiliania huxleyi CCMP1516
Lineage: Eukaryota; Haptophyta; Isochrysidales; Noelaerhabdaceae
Exons: 2
Coding region: 1-549 (182 amino acids)
Source: RefSeq, a predicted model, not a curated record
AUGAACAACGUGGCCGUGUCGAGGGACGUCCCACACGUGUCGUGGCUAAGGCCUGAAGCGAUGCUCGGUAUCUUCGCCCUCACGCCAUCCCUCCCGGUCCCGCUCCCGGCGCUACACAGCCGCAACAUCCAAGCAGGCCAGUUCGCGCCAGGCGAGCCCGUGCCGAUGUACCAGUUCGCGCAAGGGCAAGGCGAGCCCGUGCCGAUGUACCAGUUCGCGCAAGGGCAAGGCGAGCCCGUGCCGGUGUAUCAAUACUCGUCCGGCAUGGCGGCCCAGCCGUACGCGAACCAGCACUGGGCAGAGGUUCCGCCCGGCACGGUUGCGCCGCAAGGAGCGCCGGCAGGCUACUUUUACGACGGCGCCCCAUCGGCUGAGCCCCUCCGAUACGACUCCACUGUCCUGCCGACUGCCGCGAGGCGCUGUCGCCACUGCAAGAGCGAGCUGCGACGCCGACUGUGGUGCGACCAGUCGAGCACGCCUCCGCUGCGCGGCUGCUGCCUCUGUCCUUCUGCUGUGACGGAAGUGGAGGGACCGUGCACCCACUCGUAA